This is a messenger RNA of Coregonus sp. 'balchen', 12582 nucleotides long. The record is from the annotation of a GenBank genome assembly. NCBI's taxonomy places the organism in Eukaryota, Metazoa, Chordata, Actinopteri, Salmoniformes, Salmonidae.
AUGGGUACUCUGAGGGACUUGCAGUUUGCACUGCAGCUGAAGAUUGAGGAGCUCCGCCAGAGAGACGGUCUGAUAGAUGAGCUGGAGUUGGAGCUGGACACUAAAGAUGACCUCAUCAGACAGCUGCAGACAGAACUGGACCGCCAUCGCAACGCUCCACAACACACAGGGACCACUGGGAGCACAGAGAACACAGGUAGGUACCUAACUAGUCAUUACACCUUAAGUAGCAUUACCAUGCACCUCUAAUACAACACAGACCUAUGGGAAACGGAAAACAACACAGGGUACCAAACCAGUCAUAACGCUCCUGGGGGUGUUCAGUGAAUUCAAGGGUAGUUGGGCAUGAACCUGUGAGCCAUCACUCUCAAGGCUAAUGUGACAGAUUGGGGUUGAACGCAGUCUCCUGCCUGCCACAAGACUGUGUUAGCUCCCUGAGGUAAAGCCUAACCAAAAUGGGUGUCUGUCAGGACCCGGGCUGUCCCCACCAGUGCCUGAUGAGCCGCAGAGGACUAAGAGACAGGCAAUAUCAGCAGAACCCACAGCCCUGGACCCUGCCCAACUCACACACGUCACACUUACCAACUACAGCAAGAGUGAAGAGUGAGUACAUACAGACACACACACACACCCACACACACACACAAAGACACUGACCCAGUCUCUUUACAUGUGCACAGGUCUAGAGAGCUGAUCCAUAGAGCUCUGUUGGAGAAUGAAUUCAUGAAACACCUGGAGCAGGAACAGGUACUAAUAUUGCUACGACUGUAUAGUAUUACUGUGGUACCACUGGUACUCUCACUGUCUGUUCCUGUUCAUUUAUUUCUCUCCCCUCUCUCUCUCUCUCUCUCUCUCUCUCUCUCUCUCUCUCUCUCCUCUCUCUCUCUCUCUCUCUCUCUCUCUCUCUCUCUCUCUCUCUCUCUCUCUCUCUCUCUCUCUCUCUCUCUCUCUCUCUCUCUCUCUCUCUCUCCUUCUCUCUCUCUCUCUCUCUCUCUCUCUCUCUCCCUCUCUCUCUCUGUGUAGAUUCAGACCAUAGUUGACUGUAUGCAUCCCACUUGUCUGGCCCGGGGCUGCUGUGUCAUACAGGAGGGAGACGACGGAUCUCUGGUCUAUGUACUGGAGGGUGAGAGGCAUUGAGGGAGAUGGAAGGAUGUGGAGGGGGAGGUAGGGAGAGAUGGAGCGUAAGAGAGGUGGGAAAAUUGGCAAAUGAAGAGGGAUAGAGAGAAGAGGAAGGGCGGGCGGGUGAGAGAGAAGGGGAAGAGGUGGGGAGAGAGGGUGAAAGAUGGAGGGAGGGUGAGAGAUGGAGGGAGGGAGGGUGAGAGAGGGAGGGUGAGAGAGAGGAAGGGAAUAGGGAAGUAGAGAGGUGAGAAGGUAUGAUAGUCUAGGCGAAAAGGGAGGCAAGGGAGGGACAGAUAAUACCACAGAUAGAACAAUGAGACAGAUAUUUCACCGGAUGUAUAAAUGUGAAGCAUCCGGUUGGCGUUUUCACUCACUACCAAAAGCCCAGUGGCUGGCAGUGGGAGAUGAUGGAACAAGAUGGAUUUUGGCCGACAUUCUGCUAAUUUACUUAUCGAUCAAACAUUUGAUCUCAAUACAGUUUUUUGUUCCCAAAACUACAAUUUGUUACAAACAGAGUGGACUACGUUUUGUAGACUUUACCCUUUGCCAAAGUUUCCAAAAAUUGCAUUGUUUUGAAGGUGUGCAAAGGCUAAUUCAGUUACUGCACACACGCACUUCACAGAGUAGGCGUACCCCAACGGAAAUAUGCAAAUGACUGCUAGAACGCACCAAUAGGAUCUCACUAUCUCAUGCUUGGCUCUGCCCACCUCCUUGCUUGUUCUGCCCACUAUAGGUCAUUUGUUCCCAUUUGAAACGACAGGCUAUGGUCUAUCUUGGUUUAGUUAUACAAACCUUUGAUGAUACUGUAGAUCAGGUGAUAUCAUACAGUGAGCUCACUGUAGCAGAGGCAGACAGGUCACACACACACACACUUCUUGCUCUCUCAGGCGCUCUGAGACAUCUGUUCCUGUCACCUCGACUCCUCUCCUCUUAAAAAUAUCUGUUAAUCUGUCCUUUGUCUCUCUCUGUUUCUCAUUCACACACACACACACACACACACACACACAGACACACACACACACACACACACACAAUUAGACCAUGUUGAUUAUACAGUCCAUUCACUUCGGUAAACAUCCAUCAAGAGAGUGUGGGUGUAUUACCAUGAAGAGAUGAUUCAUAUUAAUGCAUGCCUUUAAGUGUGAAUGAGUGGGGAGUUGGGGAGUUCGGGCAGGUUUGAUGAUGUAAUGUUGGUUAUGUGCGUGCCUGAGUGUGUGUGUGUGUGUGUGUGCGGUUGUGCGUGUGUGUGCGUGCGGGUGUGUAGAGGGGAAGGUGGAGGUGACUAAAGGGGAACAGAAGCUGUGCACCAUCGAUCCUGGGAAGGUCUUUGGAGAACUGGCCAUCCUCUACAACUGUACAAGGACUGCUACUGUUACAGGUAACACACUCACAUCACUGCUAUUUUAGGUAGGACACUGUAGCUCAGUUGGUAGAGCAUGGCGCUUGCAACGCCAGGGUUGUGGGUUCGUUUCCCACGGGGGGCCAGUAUGAAAAAUGUAUGCACUCACUAACUGUAAGUCGCUCUGGAUAAGAGCGUCUGCUAAAAUGACUAAAAAUGUAAAAAUGACACACAUACACUUAUUUGAUUGAGUUCAGGAUUAGGAAUUGUUUUUGUAAUCUGUUCAUCCUCCUCUCUGCCACUAAUGAUUAGUCUGAUGGAUUGAGGUGAGAUUUGGUGUCAGACUAAUGUGUGUGUGUGUGUGUCUGUGUGUGUGUAUGAAUGUGUUGAGGCUAAGUGAUUGGGGUGAGGCGUGGUGUCAGAUCUACGCUGUGCUAAAAGUAUUUAUUUAAUUUCAGCAGAGAGGUACCGUAAUAAUUGAAAAUCCUCCCACGGGUCAUUUUCAGACACACACACACACACACACACUGUACGUGGUUACAGUCUGAUUUGGGCUGUAAUAUGCCAGUCCUGUCAGUAGGCUGUCUGCCUGUCUUCUUGUGUUUAUGCAUUCUCAUUGGUGUGUGUGUGUGCGUGAGUAGGUGACAGCCUCCACAGUUCACAAAUCAUUCCUUUUACAAAGAAUAAAGAAUACUUGGUGCUAUUCAUCCUUCUACUCUUCUACUCUUCUUCUCUUCUUGUCUCUCUCUCUCUCUGAGUGGUGAAGUGUCUACUGUACAAUGAAAUUCAGGGUCAGGUAGUUAUUGGUCUGCUGAGAGAGGGAGAGAGAGGGAGGUGAAUAGGAAAAGAAACAACUCCUUUGGCUGCUUUCUCAGUCCCUCUCCUUUAGCAUCUCUCCCUUGUCCUUUCCUCUCCUCUAUCCUCUCUUCUUUCCACACCUGCAAGUCUUUUUAUUUUACCACGUGUCGACAGCGUUCAGUUUGGCCCUUCAUUCUUCCUUGUCUCUGUCUCUCUCCAUCACCAGAGUUGAUUGACAGGUAGUGAACAUGUGUGAUGUGGGCGGGGGGGAGGUGAGGACAGGGUCUGUGAGGGGUGGGAGGAGGAUGUGAGAAAAAAGGGGCAUGUCUAUAUAAUUACCCUCUUAUUAGAAUAGAGAGAAACAACGCGUGUGUGCAAGUGCCAUUUUGUGUGUGUGUGUAAUAGCAGAUAAUUAGAGUGGGAUGUGAAGGAUGUUUAAUUAUCACAAGGCUCUCAUAUCUAAAAGGAGAACUGUUGAGAUAAUGGCAUUUCCUAUCAACUGCUAUGUGUACUGUGCUGCUAAAUGUUGUUGCACAUGUGACUGUGUGUGUACUUUUGUAAGUAUGUUAUUGUGUGUGUAUGUAUUUGCAUAAAGACAGUAUGUGUGAGUGUAUGUGUUGUUGUUGAUCUUACAGUGUGGGCAGCAGAGAGAGAGAGAGGAGAGAGAGAGAGAGAGAGAGAGAGAGAGAGAGAGAGAGAGAGAGAGAGAGCUAGACGCUAGCGCUCGAGAGAUGCAUCUCUGCAGAUGACUCGGCGAGCGAAGAAUCGCUCACUCGCUCUCUCCUCUAUAGCUCGUCCUCUGCUUCUUCCUCAUCUCUCUCUGCUCGCGCAAUCUCUAGCCUAGAGAGAAACCUUGAAACUGUGCCAUGCUCAUUCCUUUAGCAACCACUCACACGCAUGCACACACUCCAGGGCCUGCAUCUCUGAUUGUUUGUGUAUGUAAGGCUUUCAUUGACAUUCCCUCUACUGGCUACAUGCCACAGGAUUGAAUCAUAUUAUCAUCUUUUUUUGUGUGUUGAAUGGGAUGGGGAGUGUUCAUGAGAGCAACAGGUGCGCGAAUAUGGAGGCUUUGAAAUUCAUUGAAAUUGGCGUACUCUUCUGUCUCCCCUCUCCACUUCCUCAUAUCUCUCUCUGCCCCUCUUUCUUUCUUUCUCUCUUUCUCAUCUCUCCAUAUCUCCCUUCAGCUCUGACUGAAAUUAAGCUGUGGGCAAUAGACAGACAGGGUUUCCAGACCAUCAUGAUGAGGACUGGACUCAUCAAACACUCCCAGUAUAUGGAGUUCCUCCGCAGGUAACACACACAGCUAACACACACACACAAGCAUGCACGCACGCACACACACACAUGCACGGUUAGCUUCUGCUUCAAACACACAGUUUAUUAUGCAGCUAUGCAGACUUCUAUGAGCCUAGUUGAAUAGACAGAUGAUUAGGAUUCAGUAGCCACAGAACACAGAAUGUUUGCUAGCUUCUGUCACGUCUAGGGUUGCAAAGCUACAAGUAAUUUACCAAAGUUACCGGAAUCUUCUGCCAUUUUGGUAAUUAACAGGUAAUCUAUGGCAAUCUAUGGUAACUUUGGUAAUUUAUACUCAAAUAACUUUUAAAAUGUUUAAUUGUAUAUAGUAUUAAUUUUUGAUAUCUGUGUCCAUAUUGUCCAUGAGUUUCUAGUGGAUAGACCAUGUGGUUCAAAAGAAAACAGCCUAAUUAAUAAGAAAAGCAUCUAAUCAACAAUGGCAUUAUUUUCAAUUAACUCUGCAACUCUUUCAACUAUUGACUUUUUACAACUGCCACCAGUUUGGCGCAAUUUUUUUUACAACAAAGACAUAUUUACAUUGUAAAACAAGGCAACAGUAAACAUGUCAUCCCACACGAAUGAUGACUAACAAAUUACUAUAGCUCCCCCCUUGGGUCAAUCAGUGUAAUUUUGUAUAUGCCGGAUCUCUAUGGCAAGACGCAUCAUUCGCCCAAGUUUCGUCAAAAUUGGCCCAGUGCUGUCUGAGAUAUCGCGUGUGACUAACGUAUGAGCGGAUGGACGGACGGAGACAGAUCCACAUUCCUCUCCACGAUUUCAUCUGAGGGACAAUAAAGUGCUGAAACUCUCAUUAUAAAUGGUAUUCACUAAGUUAAUGGUUUAUAUUUAGGAUAAUUUAUUACAGCUUCGUCAUUCUAUUUUUUAUUUUGAAAUCAUCUUAUUUUAUUAUUUUAUAUAUUUUUACAUGUGAUAAAUCCACGCAGAGGGCCAGAGAUAAUUACAGACACCUAUGCUAAUCUGAAGUACCCAAAAGGGCCACUAGAUGUAUUGUGAUAAAUUACGUAAAAUUCUUGAAAGUUACCAAAAUUCUGGUAGUUUACUGGUAAACUUAGAACAUUUCAAGUAAUAUACCCUCCCUUUGCAACCCUAGUCACAUACAGUGAGGGAAAAAAGUAUUUGAUCCCCUGCUGAUUUUGUACGUUUGCCCACUGACAAAGAAAUGAUCAGUCUAAAAUUUUAAUGGUAGGUUUAUUUGAACAGUGAUAGACAGAAUAACAAACAAACAAAUCCUGAAAAACGCAUGUCAAAAAUGAUAUGAAUUGAUUUGCAUUUUAAUGAGGGAAAUAAGUAUUUGACCCCUCUGCAAAACAUGACUUAGUACUUGGUGGCAAAACCCUUGUUUAAAAUCACAGAGGUCAGAUGUUUCUUGUAGUUGGCCACCAGGUUUGCACACAUCUCAGGAGGGAUUCUGUCCCACUCCUCUUUGCAGAUCUUCUCUAAGUCAUUAAGGUUUCGAGGCUGACGUUUGGCAACUCGAACCUUCAGCUCCCUCCACAGAUUUGCUAUGGGAUUAAGGUCUGGAGACAGGCCACUCCAGGACCUUAAUGUGCUUCUUCUUGAGCCACUCCUUUGUUGCCUUGGCCGUGUGUUUUGGGUCAUUGUCAUGCUGGAAUACUCCUCCAUGACCCAUUUUCAAUGCCCUGGCUGAGGGAAGGAGGUUCUCACCCAAGAUUUGACGGUACAUGGCCCCGUCCAUCGUCCCUUUGAUGCGGUGAAGUUGUCCUGUCCCCUUAGCAGAAAAACACCCCCAAAGCAUAAUAGUUCCACCUCCAUGUUCGACGGUGGGGAGGGUGUUCUUGGGGUCAUAGGCAGCAUCCCUCCUCCUCCAAACACGCCGAGUUGAGUUGAUUCCAAAGAGCUCCAUUUUGGUCUCAUCUGACCAAAACAAUUUCACCCAGUUCUCCUCUGAAUCAUUCAGAUGUUCAUUGGCAAACUUCAGACGGGCAUGUAUAUGUGCUUUCUUGAGCAGGGGGACCAUGCGGGCGCUGCAGGAUUUCAGUCCUUCACAGCGUAGUGUGUUACCAAUUGUUUUCUUGGUGACAAUGGUCCCAGCUGCCUUGAGAUCAUUGACAAGAUCCUCCCGUGUAGUUCUGGGCUGAUUCCUCACCGUUCUCAUGAUCAUUGCAACUCCACGAGGUGAGAUCUUGCAUGGAGCCCCAGGCCGAGGAAGAUUGACAGUUAUUUUGUGUUUCUUCCAUUUGCAAAUGAUCGCACCAACUGUUGUCACCUUCUCACCAAGCUGCUUGGCGAUGGUCUUGUAGCCCAUUCCAGCCUUGUGUAGGUCUACAAUCUUGUCCCUGACAUCCUUGGAGAGCUCUUUGGUCUUGGCUAUGGUGGAGAGUUUGGAAUCUGAUUGAUUGAUUGCUUCUGUGGACAGGUGUAUUUUAUACAGGUAACAAGAUUAGAUUAGAAGCACUCCCUUUAAUAGUGUGCUCCUAAUCUCAGCUCAUUACCUGUAUAAAAGACACCUGGGAGGCAGAAAUCUUUCUGAUUGAGAGGGGGUCAAAUACUUAUUUCCCUCAUUAAAAUGCAAAUCAAUUUAUAACAUUUUUGACAUGCAUUUUUCUGGAUUAUUUUGUUGAUAUUCUGUCUCUCACUGUUCAAAUAAACCUACCAUUAAAAUUAUAGACUGAUCAUGUCUUUGUCAGUGGGCAAACGUACAAAAUCAACAGGGGAUCAAAUACUUUUUUCCCUCACUGUAUUUUCACAUUCUUAUUCACACAAUUGAUUUGAGAUUGAUCUUGUUCUCUUUCUCUCUUUGUCAGUGUUCCCUCCUUUCAGUCGUUGCCUGAGGACGUUCUUAGUAAGGUAGCUGAUGUUCUGGAGGAGGUGAGGAGUACACACACACACACACACACACACACACACACACACACACACACACACACACACACUGGCAUGGUCAGAUGGAGAGCAGCUGGUGGUGACAGUCAGUGUGGAUUUGUUUUAAGAGUGUGUGUGUUCGUGUGUGUGCGUGAGUGCACUUGCAUGUGUGUAUGUGUUAACUGCAUACUGCCAUAGACACAAGUCACAUGCCUUCCAGCUUCUAGAGACACGCAGACUGUUUCUCCUUUCUGUGGUAAAGUGCUUCCCCCGUGUAGCUCAGUUGGUAGAGCAUGGCGCUUGCAACGCCAGGGUUGUGGGUUCGAUUCCCACGUGAGGCCAGUAUGGGAAAAAAUAUAUAUAUAAUGUAUGCACUCACUAACUGUAAGUCGCUCUGGAUAAGAGCGUCUGCUAAAUGACUAAAAUGUAAAUGUAAAAAUGUCUGAGAGCCACGUCCCUCUCUCUCUCUUCUCCCCUGCUGUUCUCUUUCCCUUGUCCUCUCCCACUCCCUUUCUCCCUCUCUCCUCUAUCUAUCUCUCUCACUCUCUCUCUCUCAGACUCACUACAGUGAAGGUGAUUACAUCAUCAGGCAGGGUGCCACGGGAGACACCUUCUUUAUCAUCAGCGAAGGACAGGUGAGGAAGAGGAGGUGGAGGAGAGAAGUGUAUAAAAUCACAAUCAUACUGCCAUCAUGUGGACAUAUGCAGUAAUGCAAUUAAAACAUACCAGUAAUAAUCAUAAUUUAAAUUCACAGACUUCCUCCCAAUAACGUCCUCUCUCUUCCCCUCUUCCCCUCUCCUCUCCCCCCUUUUUGUCUCGUCUCUCCUGGCUGCACUCAGGUAAAGGUCACGCAACAGAAGUCAUCCAAUGAGGAGCCAGAGUUUCUGACCACACUCUCUAUCGGGGACUGGUUUGGAGAGCAGGCGCUAAAAGGGUGAGACAACAGCACCUCUAACAACCAAACAACAACAAGCAGCUUUAGAGAACAGCCAAAGACAAAACGUGGCAUGUAAUGUAUUCAUAUUACAUACUAACCAAACACACCAACCAAUUGCCUAAGUAAACAUAUACUCUUAUAGGUUUAGAGUAGAAUUGUAUUGGGCAAAGUAAGAUAAUAAAGAUGACUUCUUAUUUAUGUUGAUAAUGAAUUAUUGUAUUAAUAUUUCUCUCUCUCCCCAGGGAGGAUGUUCGAACGGCCAGUGUCACAGCAGUAGGAGAAGUCACCUGCCUGGUCGUGGACAGAGAGUGAGAGACCCAGGGGGGUGGGAGAGAGAGAGAGAGCGAGAGAGAGUGAGAGAGAGAGUGUGUAUGUGUGCCACAGGAGGCUGCUGAGGGGAGGACAGCUCAAAAUAAUGUCUGGAAUGGAGUAAAUGGAAACAAUGUGUUUGAUGAGUUCAAUUACCAUUCCAUUCAUUCUAUUCCAGCCAUUACUAUAAGCCCGUCCUCCCCAAUUAAGGUGCCACCAACAAACUGUGGUGCGUGCGUGUGUGUAAUUGAACUGUUCUUCAUUGGUUGAUGUGGGGUUGUGUAACUCUACCCCUCCCCUGUUCCAGGUCAUUCAUGCAGCUGAUUGGAGGGCUUGAUGAUGUCAGCAGCAGACAGAACGAGAGUGAUGAGCUCAAGGCCAAGUAAGUGUCACUACAUCUCUGAAUUCUCUUCUUUCAUUCUCUUUCUAACUUUUUCUUGUUUCACCAAACUAAGUUUAGUCAAUUUAGUUUGUGAUACUGUAUAUCCAACCAUACAGACUCCCUAAUUUCAGUGAAAAUAUAUUGGGCAAUUGAUUGACCCCUUGUCUCCAGGUUGGAGGCAGAGGCAGUGUUUUUUUCCAGCGUGUCUCUCAAUGAUUUCCACGUCAUCUGUACACUCGGAGUCGGAGGCUUCAGUCGCGUCGAACUGGUAAGUGUGAGUGUGUGUACUAACACGACUGUGAUGUGUGUGUGUUUAAUAUGUAUAAUGUGUGUGUGUUCAGGUGCAGUUGAAGAGUGAUCCCAGCAGGUCGUUUGCUAUGAAGGUUCUGAAGAAGCGUCACAUUCUGGACACCAGUCAGCAGGGUCACAUCCUCUCAGAGAGACGCAUCAUGAUGGACGCACACGGCCCCUUCACCGUCCGGUACACAAACACACACACACACCACACAGCCACUUCACCGACAGUUACGCACACACACACUGACGCUGUGUGUCCUGUCCAGGUUGUAUCGGACGUUCAGGGACUCCAAGUAUCUGUACAUGCUGCAGGAGGCCUGUCUGGGAGGAGAACUGUGGACUCUACUGAGUGCCAGGUGUGUGUGUGUGUACAUCUAGAACGACUGCAAAUGAAACCUGUCUGUAAACAAACUGCUCAGCCAGCUAUCCACUAACCCUAACCCUAGCUUCAUGCCCACAUCUCAGUUCAACUCUAACCUUAGCCUCAACCCUAACCCUAGCUUCAUGCCCACAUCUCAGUUCAACUCUAACCCUCAACCCUAACCCUAUCUCCAUGCCCACAUCUCAGUUCAACUCUAACCCUAGCCUCAACCCUAACCCUAACUUCAUGCCCACAUCUCGGUUCAAUUCUAACCCUAGCCUCAACCACAACCUAACCCUAGCUUCAUGUCCACAUCCCAGUUCAACCCUAACCCUAGCUCCAACCCUAACCAUAACCCUAAUCCUAGCAAGUUGUUACAUAUCAAUAGAGUUGCAGUUGAUAGUUUGAGCACCCAUAGAUCAUCUAUGGGACUAUUCAAAUAAACAUUUUCAUGUGACUUUUCCAGGGGUUCGUUUGAUGACGGCACCACACGGUUCUAUACAGGCUGUGUUGUAGAGGCUCUGGCCUUCCUCCAUGUUAGAGGUAUCAUCUACAGAGACCUCAAACCUGAGAACAUCAUACUGGAUCACAGAGGAUACGCUAAACUGGUACACACACAAACACACAUAUUUUAAUGCGGUUAACACCUCCAACACAGCAUAGGUUUCUGAAUAAACAGGCAGUGUGGUUUCCAUCAUCUUCAGUUGAUUGUAUCUCGGGCCACAGACACACAGAAACAAAAUAGGAACCCUAUUUAGUGUGCGUGUUUAUCUAUCAGGUGGACUUUGGCUUUGCUAAGAAGGUGGGUCUGGGUCAGAAGACGUGGACGUUCUGUGGGACUCCAGAAUAUGUGGCCCCAGAGAUCAUCCUGAACAAGGGACACGAUAUCUCUGCUGACUGCUGGUCCCUGGGGAUACUCAUCUAUGAACUGCUCAGCGGCAGGUACAGCGUGUGUGUGUGUGUGCUCAGAGAUGGGGUCUUCUUAUUGGUCUCAAUGUCGAGACUGUAUUUUUCUCCCUCUCCUUCUCCAGUCCUCCGUUCUCUGGUUCUGACCCUAUGAACACCUAUAACAUCAUCCUGAGAGGAAUCGACAUGGUGGAGUUCCCCAAGAAGAUCUCCAAGAGUGCAGCCAACCUCAUCAAACGCCUCUGCAGGUACAGUGGGGGAAAAAAAGUAUUUAGUCAGCCACCAAUUGUGCAUGUUCUCCCACUUAAAAAGAUAAGAGAGGCCUGUAAUUUUCAUCAUAGGUACACGUCAACUAUGACAGACAAAAUUAGAAAAAAAAUCCAGAAAAUCACAUUUAUUUGCAAAUUAUGGUGGAAAAUAAGUAUUUGGUCAACAACAAAAGUUUCUCAAUAAUUUGUUAUAUACCCUUUGUUGGCAAUGACACAGGUCAAACGUUUUCUGUAAGUCUUCACAAGGUUUUCACACACUGUUGCUGGUAUUUUGGCCCAUUCCUCCAUGCAGAUCUCCUCUAGAGCAGUGAUGUUUUGGGGCUGUCGCUGGGCAACACGGACUUUCAACUCCCUCCAAAGAUUUUCUAUGGGGUUGAGAUCUGGAGACUGGCUAGGCCACUCCAGGACCUAGAAAUGCUUCUUACGAAGCCACUCCUUCGUUGCCCGGGCGGUGUGUUUGGGAUCAUUGUCAUGCUGAAAGACCGAGCCACGUUUCAUCUUCAAUGCCCUUGCUGAUGGAAGGAAGUUUUCACUCAAAAUCUCACGAUACAUGGCCCCAUUCAUUAUUUCCUUUACACGGAUCAGUCGUCCUGGUCCCUUUGCAGAAAAACAGCCCCAAAGCAUGAUGUUUCCACCCCCAUGCUUCACAGUAGGUAUGGUGUUCUUUGGAUGCAACUCAGCAUUUUUUGUCCUCCAAACACGAAGAGUUGAGUUUUUACCAAAAAGUUCUAUUUUGGUUUCAUCUGACCAUAUGACAUUCUCCCAAUCCUCUUCUGGAUCAUCCAAAUGCACUCUAGCAAUCUUCAGACGGGCCUGGACAUGUACUGGCUUAAGCAGGGUGACACGUCUUGCACUGCAGGAUUUGAGUCCCUGGCGGCGUAGUGUGUUACUGAUGGUAGGCUUUGUUACUUUGGUCCCAGCUCUCUGCAGGUCAUUCACUAGGUCCCCCCGUGUGGUACUGGGAUUUUUGCUCACCAUUCUUGUGAUCAUUUUGACCCCACGGGGUGAGAUCUUGCGUGGAGCCCCAGAUCGAGGGAGAUUAUCAGUGGCCAAUUCCUAAUAAUUGCUCCCACAGUUGAUUUCUUCAAACCAAGCUGCUUACCUAUUGCAGAUUCAGUCUUCCCAGCCUGGUGCAGGUCUACAAUUUUUAUUUCUGGUGUCCUUUGACAGCUCUUUGGUCUUGGCCAUAAUGGGGUUUGGAGUGUGACUGUUUGAGGUUGUGGACAGGUGUCUUUUAUACUGAUAACAAGUUCAAACAGGUGCCAUUAAUACAGGUAACGAGUGGAGGACAGAGGAGCCUCUUAAAGAAGAAGUUACAGGUCUGUGAGAGCCAGAAAUCUUGCUUGUUUGUAGGUGACCAAAUACUUUUCCACCAUAAUUUGCAAAUAAAUUCAUUAAAAAUCCUACAAUGUGAUUUUCUGGAGAAAAAAAAUCUCAAUUUGUCUGUCAUAGUUGACGUGUACCUAUGAUGAAAAUUACAGGCCUCUCUCAUCUUUUUAAGUGGGAGAACUUGCACAAUUGGUGGCUGACUAAAUACUUUUUUUCCCCACUGUACAUACAAACACACACACAGACACACACACACCACACACACACAGAGAGCAUAGAGACCUCAUCAAAUGGUGCUUGCGCAGUGUGUUUAUGUAACUGUAUGUGUUUGUAUUGCCCAGGGACAACCCAUCUGAGAGGGUGGGGAACCAGAAGAACGGGGUGAAGGACAUACAGAAACAC